Messenger RNA from Silurus meridionalis, 2454 nucleotides. RefSeq names its product extracellular calcium-sensing receptor-like. NCBI's taxonomy places the organism in Eukaryota, Metazoa, Chordata, Actinopteri, Siluriformes, Siluridae. Gene Ontology annotation, biological process: G protein-coupled receptor signaling pathway. Gene Ontology annotation, molecular function: G protein-coupled receptor activity. Gene Ontology annotation, cellular component: membrane. The record is from RefSeq and is a predicted model, not a curated record.
AUGGCAAAGGGAGAAACGUGCCAUAUUUUGGAAAAACCAGCAUUUCCUCUAUUAUCGAAAGAUGGAGAUGUGAUAAUCGGAGCUGUGUUUUCAAUACAUAGUGGUACACAAAUGCAGUCACUGCAAUAUACUGAAAAACCUCCACCUUUAAUCUGCAUCAGAUUUAACCUCAGAGAAUUUCGCUUUGCUCAGACCAUGAUUUUUGUAAUUGAAGAAAUCAACAGAAGCAACAGUUUGCUCCCAAAUAUUUCAAUUGGCUACAGGAUAUAUGAUAACUGUGGCUCAAGAUUGUUAUCUAUGAAGGCAGCAAUGGCUUUGAUGAAUGGUCAGGAUAUAACAGCAGAUGAUGCCUGCUCUGGACAAGCAGUAGUCCAAGCCAUUAUAGGGGAGUCAGAGUCUUCCCCGACUAUAGUGCUCACAAAAAGUACAGGGCCUUUUAAAAUUCCAGUGAUAAGUCACGCUUCCACAUGUGAAUGUUUGAGUAAUAGAAAAGAGUACCCUUCUUUCUUCAGGACCAUAGCGAGUGACUACUACCAGAGUACAGCACUGGCAUAUUUAGUCAAGCACUUAGGCUGGUCUUGGGUGGGAGCUGUAAACAGUGAUAAUGACUAUGGCAACAGUGGAAUGGCCAUUUUUUUGAAUGCAGCCAAAGAGGAGGGAAUAUGUGUUGAGUAUGCCGAGAAGUUUGACCGGUCAGAUCCUGAAAAAAUCAAGAAAGUGGCAGAUAUUAUAAAGAAGGGCACAGCUAAAGUUAUUAUCAUGUUUCUUGCUCACAUUGAUAUGAAUAUUCUGAUAGAUCACCUCAUUUUAAAGAAUGUCACCGGCUACCAGAUGAUUGGUGUUGAAGGAUGGAUUACUGCAGUCAAUCUAGUAACACCAGCAAGUUACAACAUACUUGCUGGAUCUAUUGGUUUGGAUGUGGGAAAAAUGAACAUUGGUGGUUUUGCUGAGUAUGUUAUAGAAGAGUUUUGGCAAACAGCAGUCCCAUGCUUACAAGCGAAAGGAAACAUUUCUCAAACUGAAAGCGACUGCAGUAAAUAUGAGGAUAUGAUUCCAUUCCAAAAGUACAAUGAAGAUAUAUUGGAAUUAAGAUAUGCAAAUAAUAUUUACAAUGCAGUUUAUGCUGUGGCACAUUCUCUCCAAAGCUUGCUGCGAUGCACAGAAACCCAGAGUUGUAAGAAAAACAAAACAAUACAACCAUGGCAGGUUGGUGAGUCACUAAAAAAGGUAAAUUUUACCACUAAAGUAGGAGAACAGAUUUGGUUUGACAGCACUGGUGCAACAGCUGCAAAGUAUGAUGUGGUGAACUGGCAACGAGGGUUAAAUGGAGAAGUGGUGUUUAAAGCAGUGGGCUAUUAUGAUGCCUCUCUGCCAACUGGACAACAAUUUGUUCUAAAUGGUGAAGAUAUACUUUGGGCUGGGGAAAUUAAAGAGAAGCCAAGGUCUGUGUGCAGUGAAAGCUGUCCUCCAGGAACCAGGAAAGCUGCACAGAAAGGAAGGCCUGUCUGCUGUUACGACUGUAUACCAUGUGCAGAGGGAGAGAUCAGUAACCAGACAGAUUCAAAUAACUGUGAGCAGUGUCCAGGAGAAUAUUGGUCUAAUGCUGAAAGAGAUAAAUGUGUAUUAAAAGUUAUAGAGUUUCUGUCAUUUUCAGAGGUUAUGGGGAUUAUACUGGUACUUUUUUCUCUGCUUGGUGCUGCAAUAACUGUCUUAGUAGCUAUUUUAUUCCUAAUGAAAAAAGACACUCCAAUUGUUAAGGCUAAUAACUCUGAGCUGAGCUUGCUGCUCUUCUCACUGACUCUGUGUUUCCUCUGUUCACUUACUUUCAUCGGACGGCCCUCUGAGUGGUCCUGUAUGCUGCGCCACACAGCUUUUGGAAUCACAUUUGUACUCUGUAUCUCCUGUGUUCUGGGGAAAACUGUGGUGGUGUUAAUGGCCUUCAGAGCUACACUUCCAGGCAGUAAUGUUAUGAAAUGGUUUGGGCCUCUACAGCAGAGACUCAGUGUAGUUGCAUUCACUCUUAUACAGGUUCUUAUUAGUGUCCUUUGGUUAACAAUUUCUCCUCCUGUCCCCUACAUGAACAUGAACUACUACAAGGAAAAGAUCAUAUUAGAGUGUAACUUGGGUUCACCUAUAGGUUUCUGGGCCGUGCUGGGGUAUAUAGGAUUUCUGGCUUUCCUGUGUUUUCUUCUGGCUUUUCUAGCUAGAAAGCUGCCAGAUAAUUUUAAUGAAGCAAAAUUCAUCACAUUCAGUAUACUCAUAUUCUGUGCAGUGUGGAUCACCUUUAUUCCAGCUUAUGUCAGCUCUCCUGGAAAAUUCACUGUAGCUGUGGAGAUCUUUGCCAUUCUGGCCUCCAGUUUUGCUCUACUGUUCUGUAUAUUUACUCCUAAAUGUUAUAUUAUUCUGUUUAAACCUGAACUAAACACAAAGAAACAUAUGAUGGGCAAAAUGUAA